UUUCACUUUUUUUUUCUCUCCUGAAGGAGAGAAGAGAGGGGGGGGAAAGCUGAAGGACAGAUUGUAUGGAAACUGAAUUAGCACUGAGGAAUUUCCUCCACGGGGGGAACAUAUUGAACAACCCUGGAAGCUGUCAGGAAUGCUUUGUGGCUGGCUAAGUGAAGCAGAAAUAUGUUCAUAAUGGAGGCUACUGCCAUACCAAAUAUGGCCAUGGCGUUACGUCUGGAGUCUCCACAUCUGGAAGCUCUUACAGCCUGAGGAGAAAAAGAGCAAAUGCCAGAAAUAGAAGCAGCAAACUUUCUUUUUUUUUUUGGUAACUUUCAGAAACCCCAAACUUUUUUAUGGUACACGGUGCCCUACUUGAACUACUGGUCAAACUUGCAGUAUGAAAACAGCAAAAGGAGAAAUGAGAGUUAAAAAUACCCCCUUAAAAAUAUCAUUCUUCACGGGUUCAAUGCUUAAAUGGUCCCUUGCAUGGUGAAAUGGCUCUUCAGAUGGAGAAUGUGUUGUGUAUGGUUCUACACAGCACCAAAAGGGUUCCUCUGUUGUCAAGCUCGUGACUGUAACAUAACCCUUUUUGGUCCUAUACAGAACUAUUUUCCAAAAAGUUCUACACAGAACCAGAUACAACACAUUCUCCAUCAACCUGAAGAACUAUUUCACCGCAUAGAACCGUUCUCUUUAUUAAAGAACCAUUGAGGAACCAUCUUUUUUUUAGAGUGCAGGGCCGCGAAGACAAACCAAGUAUGUAAACAGUUGUUCUGCGCGCGUUCCCGAGCUCGAGUGCUUGAGGCUGCUGCUCGGGGGCGCGCAUUAGCGUCAAAUUUAGCAUGAGAUACGGAGCCGUGCGGUGUGAAUAAUCACACAUCAUCGCUUUUAAAAUAAAUCCCUGACUGAAACGACGUGCCAUUUCGAUGAGGAAGGGGCUCAGUAAGUCGCCAAAAACUGCUCUCCUUCGGCUAGUCGGAGCUAGCACGACCGACUGGUAAACAUAGCAUGAACGCGCUGACGAGAAAACCGUUAACCGUUAGCUGUGUGUUUAUAUUUAGGCUGAUUGUGAUACGAAAAAGGCUCGUUGGAUUGAAGUUUAGUCACGAAAUGGCGUAUAAAAGUGUUUUCUAGUCGGUGUGGGAUGUUACAGAUACUUUUUCCCCUCAAGUCUCUUCUUGUUGGAAUUUUCCCGUUCCACCUUAAAUGGUGCAGCAGUUACUCGGGCGCCAGAAUGUAACUGCUGCACCAUUUAAGGUGGAACGGGAAAAUUCGAAUGAGAAGCCAAGCUCAGCCUCGUACUUCACGUUAGCAGAGAAAGUAAAGGGGAAAGGAGGGAGGGAAGAAAGAAUGUGUUCGAGAGGAAAAUUCAUUUAAGAUGGAGAAGGAGGAGGAGGAGGAGGCAGGGGGGGAGGAAAGAGAGAGAAAAAGAAAAAGUUAGACAGGGUGGUGCUUAGCUCGGAUGGAAAAUCGCGCCAAGAAACAUUCCUCGCAUAGUUUGGGAACAGUUCAGCAGCGGACGGCGAGCACUACGUCAGCGCGCCCGCUAUAUAAGGGGCGGGAUGGGAGCGCGUUCACAGCACACAGCGAGGCGCGCUCACAGAGAGCAGAGGACCUUCUUCUCCAGCUUUGAACGGCGAGAGAAACGCUCACACACGCCAGGUCAGAGCCUGAAGAGGGACUUUAAGCCCGAGGACGAGAGGAAUUGUUUUGUUUCGAGGAGAAGAGAAAAGCUUGGAAGAAGAAGAAAAAAAAAGAAGAUGGUUCUUUUGUCGGUGGUCGUGAUUCUCAUGGGGAGCUUCAGCAUGGCGCUCAGCGCAUGCCCUCAGGAGUGCCAGUGUUCCCCGGAGCUGCCCAAAUGCACACCAGGCGUCAGCCUCGUCUCCGAUGCCUGCGGGUGCUGCAAAGUAUGCGCGAGGCAGCUCAACGAAGACUGCAGCAAGAUGGAGCCCUGUGACCACACCAAGGGGCUCGAGUGCAACUUCGGGGCUAGUUUCGGGGCGGCCAGAGGCAUCUGCCGAGCCAAGUCUGAAGGCAGACCCUGCGAGUACAACAGCAGGAUCUACCAGAACGGAGAGAGUUUCCAGCCCAACUGUAAACACCAGUGCACAUGCAUUGACGGGGCAGUGGGUUGCAUCCCUCUCUGCCCCCAGGAGCUGUCCCUGCCCACUCUAGGCUGUGCCAACCCUAGGCUUGUCAAAGUUCCAGGCCAGUGCUGCGAGGAGUGGGUCUGCGACGAGCCCUCCGACAAGCUGUUUGGCAAGGAGCCAAUGCCCGACGAGACCGAGAGUGACCUCACCAACAGAAACGAGCUGGUCGCCAACGUGAAGGCUGGCCUCAAGUCUCUUCCCGCGUUCAGAGUCCAGGCCGAGUCCCACAUGUUCGAGAGCCAGAAGUGCAUUGUCCAGACCACGCCCUGGUCACAGUGCUCCAAGUCCUGCGGCACCGGCAUCUCCACCAGAGUCACCAACAACAAUGCUGAGUGCAAGCUGGUCAAGGAGAGCCGAAUCUGCGAGGUCCGCCCCUGCACCCAGUCUCCUUACUCCAGCCUUAAGAAAGGGAAGAAGUGCAACAGAACCAAGAAGUCCGCUCAGCCGGUCAAGUUCACCUACGCCGGCUGCUCCAGCCUGAAGAAGUACCGUCCCAAGUACUGCGGCUCCUGCGUGGACGGCCGCUGCUGCAGCCCCCAGCAGACCCGCACCAUCCGCGUCAAGUUCCGCUGCGAGGACGGCGAGACCUUCAACAAGAACGUGAUGCUGAUCGAGACCUGCAAGUGCACAUUCAACUGCCCCCACGCCAACGAGGCCUCCUACCCCUUCUACCGGCUCUUCAACGACAUCCACAAGUUCAGAGACUGAGCUGGGGGGGAAUCCCAUUGCAGAAUGACGCGACGUCAGCGGUGACGUCGGAACGGCCAAUCACAGCUUGGCUGGGGAUCGGAGGCCCGCCCCCUUCGGCCAGUCGACUACCACCAUUAGAUUCCCACGGAAUCAUGGGCUUUCAUUGAGGAGUUUGGCGAAGUGCACUGCUUGCUGAGGACUUGUCAGCGUUCGAUACUUUCAAGUUAUGAAAGACUCGCUCCACAAUGGAGCAAUAAGUUUUCGUAGCUUCAUUACGGAGCAAAGUCCAUUGGUUGUAAAGUUGUAAAGUCGAGCAAUUUGUAAAAUGUAGUUGUUAAAAAAUGUUUUAUGUAUAUUUUGAUUUUCUAAAUACAAAAUAUGACCCAACUGUAGACUUGUAUGUGUAUAUAUCUACAAAUAUGCAUAUAUAUGCACAUACAUAAAUUGCUUUCAUUUGUAGACCAUGGUCCUGUAAUUUCAUCAGUUUCGCCAUGCUGUGGUUUUUCCGACAAAUAUGUGGUAACAUUCCUUCCUAAUGUGGACAAGUGCGUUCAUAUUGUUCGGCAGCUAUUGAAAACCAACUCCAUCAGAGAAUUAGCAACAAAAUGAGUUGACUUAAAGAAUGAAUGUUUUAUUAUUGUUAUUAAUAUUAUUUAUCAGAAAUGUAGCUACUUUAUUUGAAUAUUGUCAUACUGGAAUAAAGUGUAAAAUGAUCUAAUUUUAUAUGUUACAAAUAAAAAAAGAUUUAUUUAUGA
Colossoma macropomum (tambaqui) is the source of this 3583-nucleotide messenger RNA. RefSeq names its product cellular communication network factor 1 (gene ccn1). The transcript is spliced from 5 exons. NCBI's taxonomy places the organism in Eukaryota, Metazoa, Chordata, Actinopteri, Characiformes, Serrasalmidae. Bases 1551 to 2846 code for a protein of 431 amino acids. Gene Ontology annotation, biological process: signal transduction. Gene Ontology annotation, molecular function: protein binding. Gene Ontology annotation, cellular component: extracellular region. The record is from RefSeq and is a predicted model, not a curated record.